AUCAAAGAAAUCUCUCACUUGCACGUGAUAUGUUACCUGACGAUCUCCCUCGUCAAAAAAAAUAGAGCAACUCAUUUGCACAUCUAGAACCGCUGUUUAUCGACUGAAGGGCACACAUCCCAAGUGACUAUGUCAUUCCAACCGACUCCGUCGGAUGUUUCUGUCCUCAUUACCACGCCUACAGCAAGUGCCAAUUCUGAUCCACACUUCGUCACGGAGCGUCGAAUAACUCCAACAUGGACCGUUGUUCAAUUAAAGUCAAAGUUGGAAACGAUGACAGGGAUACCCCCUGGUAGUCAGAGCUUGAAAUUGAAGACACCAGGGUGCGCUGACCAAUGGUUUGACGGUGAUGAGAACAUUAUCGGUGAUUGGGGGUUGAGAAAGGGCUGUGAGAUCGAGGUUCAUGAUUCCCGCCCUCCUUCAGCACGGCCGAACUUUCAUGAUCUAUCCUCUGUUGAAAAAUACGUUCUUCCUGCGACCACCUAUGAAUCCCUACCAAAUUCAGUAUUGGCGUGGAAAAAGCACCAGAAACUUGGUCGGUUUGACCCAAAUGUACUAUCGCCGUACGAAUCGGCUCGCAAGCAAGCAGAACAAGAUGCCGAGGAUAUCAGGAGUCGAGGUAUCGCGGUUUCCAAACGUGCGAUUAUUCACCCGUCCUCUCCGCCACAUGUCCGACGAGGAAUUAUCCGCUUUGUUGGACCGGUGCCAUCCAUCCCCUAUCCCGGGAUAGAAACUAGAGAUGCCGACUCUAGUGCUUUGCCUAUCUGGGUGGGAAUCGAACUCGAUGAGCCAACUGGUAAGAACGAUGGCAGCGUAGGCGGAAAGCGCUAUUUUACUUGCCCUAACAAGGCCGGUAUUUUUGUGAAACCCGAAAAGGUUGAGGUAGGGGAAUUCCCGCCUUUGGGACUGGACGAUUUAGAGGACGAGACGAUGGAGGAAAUAUAAUCGAGGCUAGGAGGCCUUUGGGGGUUAAAUCGUAUUCAUAUAAUAUCAUUCAAAACAUGCCAGUGAAACCUCACAAACAGAGUCCGUGCUCGCAUAUAUUGCUAUUAGGGAUUGAGAGAUGACAGAAGGAAUAAAAUGAGGAAAAUGAGAAACACCGACAGCCCAGUAUUCAUUCAAGAGGAUCGCUAAGCCCAACAAGAUCGACGCCUAUGACAGACGCAAAAAUGAGAAACACAGAUGAGAAAAUAAAAAGCCAAUGCUACAUUCACAUGAAGUUGGGAGAAAUGAAGGAAGAUAGGCA
This is a messenger RNA of Aspergillus caelatus, 1246 nucleotides long. Its product is annotated as tubulin-folding cofactor B. Gene Ontology annotation, molecular function: alpha-tubulin binding; microtubule plus-end binding. Gene Ontology annotation, biological process: tubulin complex assembly; cytoplasmic microtubule organization; post-chaperonin tubulin folding pathway. The coding region runs from base 130 to 945 and encodes 271 amino acids. The record is from RefSeq and is a predicted model, not a curated record. Lineage: Eukaryota; Fungi; Ascomycota; Eurotiomycetes; Eurotiales; Aspergillaceae. The transcript is spliced from 3 exons. Gene Ontology annotation, cellular component: nucleus; microtubule plus-end; cytoplasm.